UCGGUUACCAAAGGGGCGGGACUUGAAUCCAACGUUUAACGUUAGCUCGCUGGCUAACAUUUGUAGCUGGUGCGCUGUUUAUGGUGGAUAAUUCUCAACCGUUUCAAGAAAGCCACAUAUUUUAUACGGGUAAUCACUUUUCUUAUGGGCUCCAAGAGACGACGCACCACCUCUCCCUCCAGUAGUGUGAGUGGAGACUUUGAUGAUUCCACUACAUCCACUCCGGCCAGUGGCUGGAAAAGGAGAAGGAGGACUUCUAAUGUCACUGCCGUAGAUCAAAUUGCCAUUUGCCAUGAGCUGUACAACUCUGUCAGGGACUAUAAAGAUGAGCAGGGGAGGCAGAUAUGUGAGCUCUUCGUUCGUGCUCCAAAAAGGAGGAACCAGCCAGAUUACUAUGAGGUGGUGAGCCAGCCCAUCGACAUGUUGAAGAUUCAGCAGAAGCUCAGGGCAGAAGAGUAUCAGGAUGCGGAACAGUUUUCUGCAGACUUCAAGCUGCUUAUUAACAAUGCCAAAGCUUACUAUUCGGCUGACAGCCCAGAGUACAGGGCUGCCUGUAAGCUGUGGAAUGUGUUUUUAGACACCAAGAAAAGUGUUCUGCGUGGAGGAGAUGGAGAGGAGGCAGAUGAAGAAGAGGAGGAUGAGGGCGAAGACCAUGACAAUGCUGGAGUCUCCACAGAGGAAGAGCCGUCACCCAACUAUCUGAAAGGAGUUUUAGAACAACUCUUAGAGGCUCUUGUUUCUUACACUGACACAUCAGGGAGGUUGGUCAGUGAGCUCUUCCAGAAGCUCCCAUCUAAACUGCAAUACCCAGACUACUAUGCCGUAAUUAAAGAACCAAUAGAUUUACGAACCAUAGCUCAGAGGAUACAGUUGGGGCACUACAAAUCCGUUAAUGCCAUGUCCAAGGACAUUGAUCUUUUGACUAAAAAUGCCAAAACCUACAAUGAACCAGGAUCACAGGUUUUUAAGGAUGCAAACACAAUCAAGAAGGUCUUCAGCCAGAGGAAGACUGAAAUUGAACAGGCAGAACCUACAAAAUCCAGCCUCCGUAUCAGGAACCGGAGGUCUGCUCAGGGUGACCGUCUGACUUCUGGUGCCACAGCUGUACAGACUGGCUCAGAGAGUGAUGAAGACUCUCUUCUCUCGGGUUCUGUGAGGUACGAUGCUGGAGAUGAAUCUGAAAGCAAUCAGUCCAGGCUGGGUGCAGCUGAUCCUGUCAACCAGUUGUACCAAGCAAUCCGGGGAAGUCGUAAUGCUCAGGGGCAACUCCUGGCUGAGCCUUUCCUCCAGCUGCCCUCACGCAGGGAGUACCCGGACUACUACCAGCAGAUCAAAAACCCGAUUUCUCUUCAGCAGAUCAGGGAUAAAAUGCGGAAUGGAGAGUAUGAGGGAGUUGAGCAGCUGGAAGCAGAUCUCUCAACGAUGUGUGAGAAUGCAAAACGCUACAAUGUCCCCAAUUCUGCCAUAUACAAGCGUGCCCAAAAAUUACAGCAAAUAAUGCAGCUAAAAAGAAAAGAAGUCAAAGAUGAUAAUGAUGGAGACAGUUUGCUCUCUUCCAUGACCCCUGAUGCAGGAGCUACUAAGAAGAGAAGUUAUAAGAAAAACACCAAGAAGAACAGAAUGAAAGCAUUGUAUGCAGCAGUGACAGAGGCGCGAGAGGCAGGCUCAGAUCGGCGCCUCUGUGACCUCUUCAUGGUCAAGCCCUCAAAGAAGGACUACCCUGACUACUACCAGGUCAUCCUGGAGCCCAUGGACCUGCGCACUGUUGAGAACAAUAUCCGCACAGAACGCUACAACCACGAGGAGGCUUUCAUGAAUGAUAUGAAGCUCAUUUUCCGUAAUGCUCGCCACUAUAAUGAGGAGGGCUCCCAGGUGUACAAUGAUGCAGACAUUCUGGAAAAGAUUUUGAUAGAUAAGCAGAAGGAACUUGGACCGCCACCUGAAGAUGAUGAUGUGGGCUCACCCAAGCUCAAAUUACGGAGGAGUGGGGGUGCGGCUUCUCCUAAGAAAUCUCGUCCACAGACCACCCCUUUGCAGCAGAAGCUAAGCGACCUCUACGAAGUGGUUCGCAAUUUCACCGACAACCGCGGCCGCCGCCUCAGCGCUGUGUUCCUGCGUCUCCCCUCCCGUUCUGAGCUGCCGGACUACUAUGCUGCCAUCAAACGUCCCAUUGACAUGGAACGUGUGCGUAGCUACAUGGUUCAAGGCCGCUACCAGGAUGUGGAGUCAAUGGCUGAAGACUUCAUCCUCAUGUUCAACAAUGCCUGUACCUACAACGAGCCAGAGUCCCUUAUCUACCGCGAUGCCUUGCUUCUGCACAAAGCCUUUCUGGAUGCCCGUCGGCGGCUGGAGGAGAAAGAAGAGGCAGAGGAGGGUGCAUCAGUUGGAGUUUCUGUUGCUCCGCUUAUCCGAGAGCUCAUUCGGAGCCUUUUUGUGUCUGUGAUGGGCCACCAGGAUGACGAAGGUCGUUGCUAUAGCGACUCGCUAGCGGAGGUGCCAGCCGUGGACCCAGCUAACCCAGAGGACCCGCCGCUGAAUUUGGAUGUGAUCCGUAAUAAUGUGGAGCGCGGGCGAUAUCGGAGACUGGAUGUGUUCCAGGAGCACUUCUUUGAGGUGCUGGAGAAAGCCAGACGCCUCAACAGAACUGACUCUGAGAUCUUCGAGGACUCUGUGGAACUUCAGCAGUUCUUUGUAAAGAUCCGAGAUGAGCUGUGUAAGAAUGGUGAGAUCCUGCUGACCCCUGCACUGAGCUACACCUUCAAACACUUGCAUGCAGACGUCGAUCAGGAGAAGAGGGAGAAGCUGCCUCAAGAAAUAGAAGAAGACAGACUCAAAGGAGAGGAGGAGAAAAAAGAUGAGGAGAAGGAAGGUGGUCCUACAGGGGGACAGUGGUCAACAGAUCCUCAGAGUGCCUACAGUCAAAACUGCAGCUUUGAAAACAGCACCUACAGUAUUGGAGAUUGUGUGUAUGUGCAGCCAACUGAAGCCAAUCUGCAGCCACACAUUGUCUGCAUCGAGAAAUUGUGGAAGGAUGAGGCUGGUGAGCAGUGGAUGUAUGGCUGUUGGUUUUACCGUCCGGGUGAGACCUUCCAUGUGGCUACACGCAAGUUCCUGGAGAAGGAAGUAUUUAAGAGUGACUACUACAACAAAGUUCCACUCAGCAAAAUACUGGGGAAAUGCGUUGUCCUUUUUGUGAAGGACUAUUUCAAACUUCAGCCUGAGGGCUUCAAACCUGAGGAUGUCUUUGUCUGUGAGUCCCGUUACACCACACGGACAAAGGCUUUCAAGAAGAUCAAAAUGUGGACCAUGCCGGCAAGUUCUGUAAAGUUGGUGUCUCGUGAUGUGCCGCUACCAGUUGUCAGAGUUGCUUCCAUGUUUGUGAGUACUUCAAAGCGAGACCAGGAGAAAACGGCCGACGUUACUGAUGGUGAACAGAGUGGCUUCAUAGAGAAAGAGAGAGAGGAUGUUCCUGUAGAGGUAGCCAAUGGUGAGCCUGGCUGUCAGUAUUAUGAACAGCUGUGCUACAAUAACAUGUGGCUGAAAGUGGGUGAUUUUGUCUACAUUCGAUCACAUGGGCCAGCACAACCAAAAAUUGGCAGGAUUGAGAAGAUGUGGGUGCGAGAUGGAGCUGGUUUCUUUUUUGGGCCCAUAUUCAUCCACCCCGAAGAGACAGAACAUGAGCCCACCAAGAUGUUCUACAAGCAUGAAGUGUUCCUCAGCAGCUUGGAGGAAACCUGCACCAUGACUUGCAUCAUAGGAAAAUGUGUAGUCUCUUACUUUAAGGACUUCAUUUCCUGUAGGCCUACUGAGUUUGCAGAAGAGGAUGUGUACCUCUUCGAGAGUCGGUACUUUGAGAGUGAGAAGCAGAUGAAGAAAUUCAAAGGCCUGAAACGAUUUUCCCUCUCAGCUAAAGUGGUGGAUGAUGAGAUCUACUAUUUCAGGAAACCUAUUGUACCCCAGAAGGAGCCCUCUCCACUACUGGAUAAGAAGAUUGAAGAGCUAGAGGCUAAAUUUGCAGACAUGGAGGACCUGGAUGAAGAUCUAGAUGAGCUGGAGGAAGAUGAUGAAGCACCAGAGACACCGUCUAUGUCUCAGAGUCAGGCUUCGCUAACUAGUGACAUGGACUUGCCUUACACACCACCGCAGUCCACACCCAAGUCAAUAAAAGGUCUGUCCAAGAAGGAGGGAGCCAAACGAAAGAUUAACAUGAGUGGCUAUAUCCUGUUUAGCAGCGAGAUGCGGGCUGUAAUCAAGGCUCGACACCCAGAUUACUCCUUUGGAGAGCUGAGUCGUCUCGUAGGUACAGAGUGGAGGAACCUGGAGUCAACCAAGAAAGCAGAGUAUGAGGAGCGGGCAGCUAAACUCGUGGAACAGCAGGAGCGAGAAAGAGUUCUCCAACAACAACAGCAGCAGCAGCAGCAGCAACAGCAGCAGGCUUCCCCAAGAGCAGGUACCCCAGUCGGGUCUCUGAUGGGGGUGGUGCCUCCCCCAAGCGCAAUGGGAAUGCUAAACCAAGCCAUGCCACCUAUGCCAGGCAUGAUGGGAAAUUAUGGCCCACCCUUCAUGCCUAUGCAGGGCCCACCUGAAGGCAUGAUGGGUAUGGGUGGCACACCUCCUCACCCUAUGGGGGUGCCCCCGCUGCCCCCUCAACACUACCUUCCACCAGGCAUGGCUGGGUACCCUGGUAUGCCCCCUCCUGGUGUAAUGGGACCUGGUAUGAAUGGUAUGGCAGGAAGUCCUGGUCAAGGGAACCAUUAUGGGCUUCAGAUGGGUGCAUACGGCCCAGGGCAGGUAGCUCCACCGCCAUACCCAGGCCCAGGCCAGCUGGGUCAGCCUGCCCACCAGCAGCCAGCCACACCCAUGUUUGUUGCUCCACCUCCCAAAUCGCAGCGCCUCCUGCAUUCAGAAGCCUAUCUGAAAUACAUAGAAGGGCUUAGCGCAGAUUCCCCCACCAUCAGCAAAUGGGACCAGAGCCUUAAAGCUCAAAGGACAGACUCUCGCCUCACCAGGGAGCAGGAGAGCCGUCUUCCCACUCACUGGCUGAAGAGCAAAGGUGCUCAUACCACGAUGGCCGACGCAUUGUGGAGACUCAGAGAUCUGAUGAUGAGAGACACUCUCAACAUCCGACAGACCUACAACCUUUAA
Molecule: messenger RNA, 5145 nt
Organism: Pygocentrus nattereri (red-bellied piranha)
Lineage: Eukaryota; Metazoa; Chordata; Actinopteri; Characiformes; Serrasalmidae
Gene: pbrm1l
Product: polybromo 1, like
Exons: 30
Coding region: 145-5145 (1666 amino acids)
Biological process (GO): chromatin remodeling
Cellular component (GO): RSC-type complex
Molecular function (GO): protein binding; chromatin binding
Source: RefSeq, a predicted model, not a curated record